UAUUCAACACCAAAUUAAAUUAAAUGAAUCACAAACACAAACAAUAAAUGGGUAUGAAGCUUUACUCGCUAGUUUUGUUGUUGCUUGCCUUGGCCUGGAUAUCCGAGGCCGGGCAGCUUGUGGUAUAUUGGGGUCAAAAUACAAAUGAGGGUAAGCUUGAAGAUGCAUGUAACACUGGAAAAUAUAGUAUAGUUAACAUUGCGUUUCUCUUUCAAUUUGGUAAUGGCCAAUCUCCUAUGAUGAACCUUGCUGGUCAUUGUGAUCCUACUGCAUGUCAAGGAGUUAGUAUUGACAUCCAUAAUUGUCAAAGAAACGGGGUGAAGGUCAUGCUCUCGAUUGGGGGUGGCUCCAGUACAUAUUCAUUGUCAUCAUUUGAUGAUGCCCGUCAAGUAGCUGAUUAUAUAUGGAACAACUUCCUUGGUGGCCAGUCAACUUCCAGACCUCUUGGUGAUGCGGUCCUAGAUGGUGUUGACUUUGUUAUAACACAAGGCAUGGAGCAAUUCUCUGCUUGUUAUAUUACUCUUGCUACUAGGCUACGCGAACAUGGUCAAAGUCGCAAAAAGAUUUACCUAGCCACGGCUCCACAAUGUCUAUUUCUAAAUGCACUUAGUACCAACCUGGACAUAUAUGACUAUGUUUGGGUUCAAUACUUUGAUAACCCUCGAUGUGAUUUCAAUCCCAACAAUCCCACAAGUUUUAUGAACUCGUGGCGUAAAUGGGCAUCCUCGGUAUCUUCUAAUAGUACGCUAUUUGUUGGAUUAGCUGCUUCUCUUGAUGCCACGACAGCAGGAUAUAUUCCAAGGAAAGAAAUGCUUUCACAAGUUAUACCGUUUGCUAAGCAGUUUCCAAACUAUGGAGGUGUCAUGCUUUGGAAUGUGUACUACGAUGGUCGAGAAGGGUAUAGUGAUGACAUUAAGAGCAGUGUUUGAUACGUUUAUUUUGUUACAAUAUAUGAUAAGCAUAU
Erigeron canadensis is the source of this 964-nucleotide messenger RNA. RefSeq names its product acidic endochitinase-like. The record is from RefSeq and is a predicted model, not a curated record. Gene Ontology annotation, biological process: carbohydrate metabolic process. The transcript has a single exon. Gene Ontology annotation, cellular component: extracellular region. Gene Ontology annotation, molecular function: chitinase activity. The coding region runs from base 48 to 929 and encodes 293 amino acids. Lineage: Eukaryota; Viridiplantae; Streptophyta; Magnoliopsida; Asterales; Asteraceae.